CCGGAGCCGGCGGGAGGGCCAGGCCCGGAGGCCCCCACCCUGGCGUGCCCGCCCGGGCCGCGCCUGAGGAGGAGGAGGAGGAGGAUGAUCUCCAGAUACACUCGGAAGGCGGUGCCACAGAACUUGGAGCUGAAAGGAAUAACAAAACAUGCUUUUAGCCAUCAUCCCCCUCCAGAGAAGCUGGAGGAAAUUUCCCCCACCAGUGAUAGUCAUGAGAAAGACACAAGUUCCCAAAGCAAGUCUGACAUCACAAGAGAAUCAUCUUUUACAUCAGCCGACACUGGGAAUUCACUGUCUGCUUUUCCAAGUUAUACAGGCGCAGGGAUAUCUACUGAAGGAAGCUCGGACUUCUCCUGGGGAUAUGGUGAGCUCGAUCAAAAUGCCACUGAAAAAGUCCAGGCAAUGUUCACAGCCAUUGAUGAACUCUUGUAUGAGCAGAAGUUGAGUGUGCAUACCAAGAGUCUACAAGAAGAGUGCCAACAGUGGACAGCUAGCUUUCCUCACCUCAGGAUUCUAGGUAGGCAGAUAAUCACUCCAAGUGAAGGUUAUAGAUUGUAUCCUAGAUCCCCUUCUGCUGUUUCCGCUUCAUAUGAAACAACCUUGUCUCAAGAAAGAGAUUCUACUAUAUUUGGUAUAAGGGGAAAGAAGUUACAUUUUUCAUCUUAUACUCAUAAAGCAUCUUCCAUUGCCAAAUCCUCCAGCUUUCGUUCUAUGGAAAGAGACGAGGAAGACUCUAUAAUCGUCUCAGAAGGAAUAAUUGAGGAAUACCUAGCAUUCGAUCACACAGAUAUGGAAGAGGGAUUUCAUGGGAAGAAAUCAGAAGCAGCUACAGAGAAACAGAAAUUAGGGUAUCCUCCCAUUGCUCCAUUUUACUGCAUGAAAGAAGAUGUCCUUGCUUAUGUGUUUGACAAUGUAUGGAGCAAGGUUGUGAGCUGUAUGGAGCAGUUGACACGUAGUCACUGGGAAGGAUUUGCCUCUGAUGAUGAGAGUAAUGUUGCAGUUACCAGACCCGAUUCAGAAAGUUCCUGUGUGCUGAGUGAACCACAUCCUUUGGUGUUACCGCGAGUGCCACAGUCUAAGAUGAGUCUCUGUCAAGCAAGCAGACAUCAGCCAAAUGUGAAUGGUCUCUUGGUUCAUGGGAUGCCUCUACAGCCAAGAAAUCUCUCCCUAAUGGACAAGCUCCUACUGAUCUUUACUUCAUUGUGGGUUUCUGAUUUGGCUACUAGAGAUCUUGAUGACAAGCUACUUAUGAGGCCUGGGUCCAGUACCAUCCUUUCAACUCGAAAUUGGCCAAAUCGAGCUGUGGAGUUUAGUACAUCAUCUCUGUCAUACACAGUGCAGUCCACCAGGAGACGCAAUCCACCGCCGCGAACCCUUCAUCCGAUCAGCACAAGCCAUUCAUGUGCUGAAACACCAAGACCUGUGGAAGAAAUCCUCAGAGGAGCCCAAGUAUACAGUCUCACUCCUGUCGCCCACGCUGGAGUGCAGUGGAUGAUCAUGGCUCACUGCAGCCUCAACUUCUGGGCUCAAGUGGUUCUCCCACCCCAGCCUCCCAAGUAGCCGGGACCACAGGAGGGUGGUGCCACCAUGCCAGGUUAACUUUUUGUGUUUUUAGUAGAGUCAGGGGUCUUGUCAUGUUGCCCAGGCUGGUUUCAAAUUCCUGAGCUCAAGCAAUCUGCCUGCCUCAGUCUGCCAAAGUGCUGAGAUUACAGGUGUGAACCACCGCACCCAGCAGGGGUUAAAUUUUAAUGAAAUAGAUAUUGAAUCUUUCUGUUGAUCUAGCUAAAGAGUUCUAUUUGUAAAAAUAAAAUGUUGGCUAGAAUACUAUAUUGGGGUUACAAAAGCAAUAAAGAACCUAUUUAUUUAAUCAAACAUUUUCUGUGGUGGGAACAUGUUCAGUGAAAUUCACUCCAAAAUAAUAGUUAAUUCCCCUUUAAGGUUUUUCUGUACCAUUGGGAUCUGCUUAUUCCAUUGACAAUGAAAACUUUAUAAACCUCAGAUAAGUAGUUGCUUACAUACCAGGAAAAAUAUCCCUUAGCACUUCCUAGGAAGUGACACUAAAAAUAAUCGCCUUUCCCACCCUUCAUUCACUACACACUCUGAGCCUCAUCAUGCAAAAAUACCGAGGAGCCAAUUUUAAACAUAGAAUUCUUUUAGCUGUUGAUUCACAAAAUGUCUUAGGAUGAUUAAUUUCUAAAAAUAUCCUCAAAGGUAUGAGAUAAUAAGGCCAUAGCAGUGUUUUCAAUGCAGCUUCCAAGUUAAGCAUUAUUAUGUGGAUGUAGCUCUAUCUGUACCAACAGAGCUAUAAAUUCAUUCAUUUGGGGAUGAGUAGUCUUGAUGUAUAAUUAAUCUCUCAUUCCUUCUGACAGUACUUUUUUUCAAAGUUGAAAAGUAAGUUGCUUUGUUACUUCUGGGACAUGAAAGUAUCAUGCAGUUUCAAUUACUGUCUUAAGGAUGAAGAAUACUGCAAGCUGCUCCAGAUCCUACUGAAGGGAAUGAAGGUUUAGGAACUUUACCCGAGAACUAUAGUUAUUAGGGAAAAGGAUAACCAGAAGGUCCAGAACUGUCAAGAAUUCCAUCAUCAGCUGGGAAUUUACAAAUCCAAAUCAGCAGAGAAGUGCAAUACCAGAUAGGGACAAAUGUUUUAUUCCAGUUCUGUGGGAGAGAAAAGGCCAGCUUCUGUUGUGUACCCAGAGUAUAGAGCUUCAAAACAAAAUCAGAAAACACUAUUUUAAAAACUAAUUUUCCAAAAAUCAUGAGAUCUCUACUUAAAAACAUAGGCAGCCUAAAGCUUUCUGUGCACAUUAAACUCAUCUGCUUCAUUUAUCUGAUUUCUAAUCAAUUUGCUGGUAUUGUUGUAACUUCAUGCUUUCAUACCUUGGUGUUUGUUGGUGGGA
Molecule: messenger RNA, 2897 nt
Organism: Pongo pygmaeus (Bornean orangutan)
Lineage: Eukaryota; Metazoa; Chordata; Mammalia; Primates; Hominidae
Gene: FAM149B1
Product: family with sequence similarity 149 member B1
Exons: 11
Coding region: 85-1560 (491 amino acids)
Biological process (GO): cilium assembly; protein localization to cilium
Source: RefSeq, a predicted model, not a curated record